AUGUGGCGCCUACUGGCGACUUCGCUGUUCCUACUGGGUCUCGCAUACGGAGACGAGGAAUUCGAGAAAGAGGAUGGUGUGUACGCCCUGACCGACAAGAACUUUGAUGACUAUGCCAAAGCUAACCCGACAUUUCUCACACUGUUUUAUGCGCCUGGGUGUUAUCACUGCAAGCAGUUUCUUCCGGUGUACGCGAAGGUUGCGCGACAAGUUGAAAUACCUCUAGUGAAGGUUAAUGUAGAAGUGGAGAAAGAACUGGCUAAACGCUAUGAGAUCAAAGGCUAUCCGACAUUGAAGCUCUGGAAAGAUAGCGAAGGACCACAGGAGUUUGACGGGAUUGGAAUGGAACUGGAUGAGGUCGUAGAAUGGGUUCGGUCUAAAACCGAUCCGAACUACACGCCACCUCCGGAAGCCGUCGUUACUCUCACUGCUGCUAAUUUCACUGCGUUUGUGAGCGAACAAGCUCUCUGUCUUGUGGAGUUUUACGCGCCAUGGUGUGGUCACUGUAAAAACUUGGCUCCACAGUACGAAAAGGCAGCAAGGAAGCUUAGGGAUCAGGGUAGUCACAUCAAACUUAUUAAAGUGAAUGCGGAAGCAGAAAAAGAGCUCGCUCAACAGUAUGGUGUCAGCGGCUUUCCCACUCUCCUUGUUAUGCGCCAUGGCAGAAGAUCGGAGUACAAGGGGCCUCGUGAUGCCAAUGGAAUUAUUAAUCACAUGAAGGAUUUGGCGAAGCCAGCUGCUAAGAAACUUGAGAACGCCAGUGCUAUUGACAGAUUCAUGGAGAAAGAAGAUGUAACAAUCGUGGCAUUCUUUGCUAGCGAAGACUCGACAACAUUCGAAGCUUUCAGCGAAGCGGCGGAGAUGCUACGAGAGGAUUUCAAGUCCAUGGGUUACACUACCGACUCGAAAGCAUUCAAGAAAUUUGAAGCGAAGCCUAAUGAUAUCAUUAUCUUCUACCCAACAAUAUUCCAAAGUAAAUUUGAACCCAAAAGCAGGACGUUCAACAAGCCUGGUGCUACGCCAGAGGAAUUGACUGCAUUCUUCCGUGACCACUGCACACCUCUUGUGGGCAAAAGGACCAAGGAUAAUAUCGCAACUCGAUACACCAAGUUCCCACUGGUUGUUGUCUACUACAACGCUGACUUCUCAUUGCAAUACAGAGAGGGUAGCGAAUAUUGGCGUCAGAAAGUGCUGAAUGUGGCGCAGAAGUACCAAAAGGAUAAAUAUCGCUUUGCUGUUGCUGACGAAGAAGAGUUUGAGGAUGAAUUGAAGAACGUUGGACUAGGUAGGAUAAUGGCUAAUUACGUAGUUAUUGCUUUCAUUUUUACUGUUUCGUUCAUUAUUUCUUUUUACUUUAUUCAUGUGUUCUUGAUUCUAGUGCUCUAG
Molecule: messenger RNA, 1386 nt
Organism: Cooperia oncophora
Lineage: Eukaryota; Metazoa; Nematoda; Chromadorea; Rhabditida; Trichostrongylidae
Source: the annotation of a GenBank genome assembly